Symsagittifera roscoffensis is the source of this 1482-nucleotide messenger RNA. RefSeq lists its product as uncharacterized. The coding region runs from base 1 to 1482 and encodes 493 amino acids. The record is from RefSeq and is a predicted model, not a curated record. NCBI's taxonomy places the organism in Eukaryota, Metazoa, Xenacoelomorpha, Acoela, Convolutidae. The transcript has a single exon.
AUGGCGCACGCUCAAAUCUCAGUCGAACCGUUUGGCGGAAGCGAUAACGAAGAUUUCGCCCAAUUCGAACAACUUUUCCAAGGAUACGUUGGAGUUGCGGGAAUCGCAAAUGCUCAGCAAGCGAAUUUUCUACAAUUGCACCUGCGAGAUAGCGCUCUGCGAUUCUACCAGACACUGCCAGCACUAACAAGAGCCGACGUACCUCUUAGUCUAGCGGCACUACGCGACCAUUUUUGCAACCCUCAAUUGCAAGAGGUCCACGUUCUAAAACUCGAACAAUCGAAGUUCGAUAUCAAGCGAGACUCACCAGAAAACUACCUGGUCAACCUCACAAAAAAGGCACAGCGAGCCUACCCUACACCGGAUCUACCUGCGGUUGCCCCAAUCGACGGAGCACUAGCAGACGCUGCAGCCGCUGCAGACACAGCGCGCUUCCAUAGAGAGACGGCACAACGUCAAGAACGACUUGACGCUGAAAAUGAUCAUAGGAACAACCAAAUUAAACGUCUUUUUAUAAAAGGCAUGCCCAAUUGGCUCCGUUCGAAGAUGAUGGAACAACCAGCUGCCACAACAGUACAAGAGCUUUGUAACCUGGCGCGCAAACAAAUGACAAUUAGAGACGUCUGUCGUAAUGAGGAUUACCCAGAAGAUAGUUUCAAUGAAAUUGGAGAUACAGUUUCUCACAACCUAAUCAGUGCGUUGUCGAAACUAACAACAGCCCAGGAACAGAUUGAGAAACAACUCAACGAAGUCCGUAGUGAGCUAUCGGAUCAGAGAAAAAUGAUCCAGUCACGACCACAACGUGACAACGGAAACACACAGCAGAGCUCUCAACUGAAUAGCCAAAACGCUGGUGGGAAUAAUAAUCAAGCCCAACAACAAAAUCAAGGAAACAAUGCACAAAAUCAAGGAACUGGAAAUGGCCCUGAUCAGGGCAAUACUUCUGGCCCUAAUCAAGGGAAUGGUUAUCAAGGGAAUGGGCAACAAGGAUACAAUCAAAGAAAGGGGAGAUUUGGUAAAGGAAAAAAGAACGGACAGCAGAGAAAUGAUGGGGGAUACGGAAACCAAGGUUUCUCCGGGUUUCAAAAUAUGCAGUACCCCCCACAAAUGUUCCAGUUCCCCCAACAGAUGCCUGGAAUGCAAUCGAACCCCUAUUUCCAACAAAACCAGAACUACCCUCAAACACAACAGAACGCUCAAUUUUAUUCGAACCAGAUGUACCCUCAGGGCCAACAAACCCAACAGCAACAAGCGAUAGCUACGCCACCACAACAGAAUCCUCAGUUUGCCCAGCAAGUUGCACAACCAAUGAUGCAGCAGGUGCACACCCAAAACCCAAAUACAGCAGCAGUUCGCACUGGAUCAAAAUUCUGUGAUCACUGCGGGAAGUUUGGCCAUACCAUAAGCCAAUGUUGGCACAAACCCAAGCCACAGGGACAGCAGCAACAGAAUUUCCCGUUCCAAAUGGAACCAAAAAACUAA